Molecule: messenger RNA, 611 nt
Organism: Telopea speciosissima
Lineage: Eukaryota; Viridiplantae; Streptophyta; Magnoliopsida; Proteales; Proteaceae
Product: protein HEADING DATE 3A-like
Exons: 4
Coding region: 84-611 (175 amino acids)
Source: RefSeq, a predicted model, not a curated record
UCCACCUUGAUCCAACCCUAACUAAUAUCAAAUAAACAAAUUGAUAUAUAGUAGGUUUGAUAUAGUACUCAGUGUUCAUCAUCAUGCCUAGAGAAAGGGAUCCUUUGGUUGUUAGUAGAGUGAUCGGUGAUGUGUUGGACCACUUCAACAGAUCAAUAUCAAUUCGAGUAAUCUACAAUAGUAGAGAGGUAGCAAAUGGAUGUGAUCUCAGGCCCUCAGCUGUGGUCAACCAACCUAGGGUUGAGAUUGGUGGCAAUGACCUUCGGAUUUUAUACACACUGGUUAUGGUAGACCCUGAUGCUCCAAGCCCAAGUGAACCAAACCUAAGAGAAUAUUUGCAUUGGUUGGUGAUUAACAUUCCUGAAGGCACCACGACGAAUUUAGGGCAAGAGAUUGUUUCCUACGAGAGCCCACGACCAACGGUUGGGAUUCACCGAAUUGUUUUUGCAUUGUUCCGACAACUUGGUAGGCAGACCAUCGAUGCUCCAGGAUGGCGUCAAAACUUCAUCACCAGAGACUUUGCAGAGCUCUACAACCUCGGAUUGCCAGUUGCUGCUGUCUAUUUUAAUAGCCAAAGGGAGAGAGCUGUGGGAGCAGGAAGAAGACAAUGA